This is a messenger RNA of Microthlaspi erraticum, 348 nucleotides long. The record is from the annotation of a GenBank genome assembly. Lineage: Eukaryota; Viridiplantae; Streptophyta; Magnoliopsida; Brassicales; Brassicaceae.
AUGACCCACAUCUGUCUUAAUCCCAAGACGGGAAGACUGAGCAGAAUGACGGAGUUACGAGCAAUCAGUCUUCGUAAUGUGGGAUACAAGAUUAUUUCUAAAGUUCUCUGUCAGAGGCUUAAAGUACUCUUGCCUAGGUUAAUCUCCGAGACUCAGUCUGCAUUUGUACCGGGCAGGCUAAUCUCAGACAAUAUCCUCAUAGCUCAGGAAAUGUUCCAUGGUCUCCGAACAAAUAAAUCGUGCAAAGGAAAAUAUAUGGCGGUUAAAACGGAUAUGAGUAAGGCCUAUGAUCGGGUAGAAUGGAAUUUUAUAGAGGCGUUAAUGAGAAAAAUGGGUUUUGCGGAAUAG